Drosophila subpulchrella is the source of this 560-nucleotide messenger RNA. It is a transcript of the gene Ssb-c31a, whose product is annotated as RNA polymerase II transcriptional coactivator. The record is from RefSeq and is a predicted model, not a curated record. Gene Ontology annotation, cellular component: transcription regulator complex; nucleus. Gene Ontology annotation, molecular function: DNA binding; transcription coactivator activity. The transcript is spliced from 2 exons. Gene Ontology annotation, biological process: positive regulation of transcription initiation by RNA polymerase II. The coding region runs from base 104 to 445 and encodes 113 amino acids. NCBI's taxonomy places the organism in Eukaryota, Metazoa, Arthropoda, Insecta, Diptera, Drosophilidae.
CUUCCCUGCGAUUCACAACACUGCCUAACAAGCGCCAAUUUUCACGCAUUUUUUCGCCGGCUUGUGUUUUUUUCCCGUCAUCUCAGAAAAUACAAGCGGGAACAUGCCCAAGACAAAGAAGAAGGCACAGGCCUCCUCUUCAGAGAGCGACAGCGGCCCAGAGGAUCGCAAUGAGCCGGCUAGCAAGAAGGCCAAGGAAUCUGCAGCUCCAAAGCCUUCAGCAGGCAAAAAUGCUGGCGGAGAUGAGGCCAACAUUUGGACCCUCGAAGGACUUCGCCAGGUGCGAGUCAGCGAGUUCCGUGGCCGCAAGACGGUGGACAUUCGAGAAUACUACGAGAAGGACGGCAAAACGCUGCCCGGCAAAAAAGGCAUCGCCCUCACUAUUAAGCAGUGGAAGGAACUCCUAAAAGUGGCUGAAGAGGUCACCAGCGCCGUUGAGGACUAAUAUAAGUUGAUCCACACGCCAAACUUUAGGUUAUAAGACUAGUUGUACUAAACACCAUGUAAGCAAGCAUUUUAAUGGGACGAACCCAGUGAAUAAACGUUAUCUGAAUACUUUA